GCCCUUUUCACGCGGCGCGGCGGUUCUCCUUGCUGCCGCCCUUGAUUAAUUGCGCGAAGGCGAUGGCGGCUUCGCGGGUACCUGGCGGGGGGAACAGAACGAAAGCCUUGGAGUUGUUGCGCAGCCUGCCUAGGGUCAGCCUCGCCAACUUACGGCCUAACCCUGAUGCCCGGCGAAAGAACAAAACACCAGGUCGUGGAAGAUAUAAUCCUUCAAAGAGAACUGGCGGGCAAGCAAAAUCUGGGUCACUCCCUCGAUUAGGCUUUGAAGGUGGCCAAACACCAUUUUAUCUGGUUAUUCCAAAAUAUGGCUACAAUGAAGGACACCAUCUCAGACGUCAAUAUCCACCCAUCAGUCUCAAAAAGCUGCAAUACCUUAUUGACUUAGGCAGAAUUGAUCCCAUGCAACCAAUAGAUCUUACCCAGCUGACAAAUGCCAGAGGUGUAACAUUACAGCCAUUCAAAAGACAUUAUGGUAUCCAUCUUGUGGAGGAGGGUGCUGAUACUUUUGCAGCAAAAAUAAACAUUGAAGUACAGUGGGUAUCUGAACUAGCCAUAGCUGCUGUUGAAAAAAAUGGUGGUGUAAUUACUACAGCUUUUUAUGAUCCAAGGAGUUUGGAGGUUCUUUGCAAACCAGUGCCAUUUUUUCAGAGAGGCAAACCUAUUCCAAGGCGAAUGCUUCCUCCUGAAGAUCUUGUCCGUUACUAUACGGAUCCUGCAAACCGAGGCUACUUGGCCGAUCCUUCAAAAAUUGCUGAAGCAAGGAUGGAACUUUCUAAAAAAUAUGGUUAUAUCUUACCAGAUAUUACCAAAGAUGAACUCUUCGAAAUGUUGAGUUCUCAGAAGGACCCUAGGCAGAUUUUCUUUGGACUUGCUCCUGGUUGGAUAGUAAAUAUGUCAGAAAAGAAGAUUUUGAAACCAACAGAUGAGAGGUUGCUAAAAUAUUACAGCUCCUGAAUAUUGAAAUUGGAUAUACCAGUUAGUGUUUAUAUGUAAUAUAUAGUAUUGUUUUCUCUAAAAAUGAAUCAGUUGUAAUAAUACUAAAAUAAAAUAUGAACAUUUUUCUGCAUUAGAGUUUAUUUUCCUUAUGUCAGAUGCAAUUUUUAAUAUGAUUAAUCCUCAGUGUACAGACUUAUUCUGUCCUGUACUUUUAAAUCACUUAUUGCAGAUUUCUGGGUCUUUUUCCUGCAUUGUUUUCUUCUAGCAGUUCAGUAAAUAUGCUUUUCAUACCCUUUUAGCUUGGAGAUCCAGUGGAGUGGCAAAGCUUAUGUAAUAGUUAUGCUGGUUUCUUGUUGUUCGUUCUAUGUAGUUUUAUACCUCAGCUGCUGAAUGUGUAUGUUCUUUUUUAUAGUUAUGUCUUUUGAUGAUUUUUUUUACUCUUAGCCUUCCAGAGUCAAUUUGAGAUAGGUGGAUAUAUAAAUUGAAUAACUGCAUGAAUAAAUAUACGAUCAGAUAAUGACAUCUUAAAGUACUGCAAUUAUUUUAAUAUAUAUCUGGCAUAAUUUUAAAAGAUUAUAAUUAUACACAGAUAUUCUCCAGCAUGAAGAUGGAGAAUCCACGAAUGGGUUUGCU
This is a messenger RNA of Protobothrops mucrosquamatus (brown spotted pit viper), 1571 nucleotides long. It is a transcript of the gene MRPL15, whose product is annotated as mitochondrial ribosomal protein L15. The record is from RefSeq and is a predicted model, not a curated record. Gene Ontology annotation, cellular component: mitochondrial large ribosomal subunit. Gene Ontology annotation, molecular function: structural constituent of ribosome. Lineage: Eukaryota; Metazoa; Chordata; Lepidosauria; Squamata; Viperidae. Gene Ontology annotation, biological process: translation. The transcript has 5 exons. The coding region runs from base 63 to 956 and encodes 297 amino acids.